UCCACAGGUUCAAAACAUCCAAUCAGGUGUGAGUCUGGACCUGGUUUUCUACUGAACACACAAGUUCAUUCCCUCACUAUCACUUCGUCUGAACAGGAACGAUGACCACACUCUUUGUCGCUCUUUGUGUUCUUUUUUCUCUCUUCACAGCUGUAAAUUCUUCUGACAUCAAGGAGCUUCAUGUGAGAACAGUAAAGAGUGGAGAAGAUGUAACUAUGGAGUGUAACAUUAGCAGUGUCACAGGGAAAGAUAAAGUAGUUUGGUUCAGACAGAGUUCAGGAAAAUUGCCUCAGUAUUUUGCAAGACCAUACCAGGUCAAUUCAGGCUACAAAUUUGUUGAGGGAUUUAAUGAUAGUCGCUUCAGUAUUAGUGUAAAUGACCAUAAAUUUGAUCUCAAUAUUAACAAAAUAAGAGAAGAUGAUGUAGGAGAAUAUUUCUGUGGAGAAAUGGAAGGACCUGAACUGAAGUUCACAUCUGGAACACGGCUGCAAUUUGAAGAUAAAGAGACGACACACCGUCCUACAUCUGGAUCUACUACUGAAAAUUCAACAAGCAGCGAUGAUGAAGGUGAGAGCUGUACUGCUAACAUGCGUGUGUUCUUCUGGCUCUCCAUUUCAAGAAUCGGAGUUCUCUGUGUUACGGUUAUUAUCCUUACAAUAUGUCACAAGGUUUUAAAAUCAAAAUCUUAUACUUGAUAAAAUUGUUCUCUAAAUGUUGUCUGUGUCGCUCUAACUGUAUUUCCAGUGCUUUAGUGCUUUAGCUCUUUUAUUCUUGCUCUGUAAUUCUGUUCAAAUGUUUUGUGCAGUAACAAGUGUGUAAUAUAUUUAGUUGUAGCUAGUAGUUAUAUUUAUAAUGUAGUUGUAUUUAAAAAGGAAAUGAAAUCUGAGUCUGUGUUUAGACUCUAGGAGAAAGCACAAGUGUGUCUAAGUGAAGAGGCGGAGACAGGAAGUGAUGCAUCAUUUCCUUUUUGUAACAAAAAUGACAGUCCACUGGGGUGUGUGUGUGUG
Molecule: messenger RNA, 1007 nt
Organism: Hemibagrus wyckioides
Lineage: Eukaryota; Metazoa; Chordata; Actinopteri; Siluriformes; Bagridae
Product: T-cell surface glycoprotein CD8 beta chain-like
Exons: 4
Coding region: 102-695 (197 amino acids)
Biological process (GO): regulation of immune response
Cellular component (GO): cell surface
Molecular function (GO): MHC class I protein binding; coreceptor activity
Source: RefSeq, a predicted model, not a curated record